Pocillopora meandrina is the source of this 2852-nucleotide messenger RNA. Lineage: Eukaryota; Metazoa; Cnidaria; Anthozoa; Scleractinia; Pocilloporidae. The record is from the annotation of a GenBank genome assembly.
UCUAAAUCAAAGAUGGCUUCAGCUGACAAAAAUGUAGUGGGGUUACUAAAUGGAUUGGCACGAAGGGAAUAUUUCGAAGAAUCGGAAAUCACUGACGACUUCCUGCACCAAGAACUUUUUCCCGACCUAGGAAGAGAGCAAUUUGAUGCAAUGCUGUCGAGAUACGAGAAUUUAAUGCGAAAUAUCGUAUCUGCGGAUAUGGAUUUCAAUCAACUCGAAGCCUUUCUGACAUCUCAGACGAGACGAAAACAAGGCUCACUGACCCAGGAACAAGCUGCAGCGUUUUUAAAGUUCUGGAAAUCGCAAAAGGUAAAAAUCCACGAUGUCUUGGUCCAGAGAUCGUCGUGGAAUAACAGAUUGAAGGACAUCAGCUGGAGGAUUGAUCUGAAGAGCCAGGGGAGACAUCUUCAACAGAUCAACACACCUGUAGCUAUCGUGGAGAUGCAGGUUGAGAAACGAUCAACUGAGAAUAAGGUAGAGUAUUAGUAUUUUAUUUUUUAAAAUUUUUUAAUCGUUUCUAUCCUUUCAUAUCUCCCAAUUGUAGAACACAUAGCCUUCGGCUGGAGCACUGCAGGCAUCACCGUCCUGGGGGAGGGGGGGGUAGCUAAGACGCACAUUCCUUUUCUAAGCAACAAUUUCCAACUUUAGAAGUGUUCAGAACGAGCACAAAGGGAACUAGGAAUAAAUUAAAUAAUUCGAAGUAGUUUGUCACUUUUUGAAGUCUAAGGGUUACAGUUUUACUUUACAUUAACAGCAAGCUCAAAAUUAACCAUCAUCUUAGUUUCUUAUCCUAAUUGUACACAACAUUUUUGAUAUCGCUGGUCCUAGCAGUGUGCAGGUUGCAUGUCACAUGUGAACCUUGUAAUGGCCUUGCUUACCAUUAGGUCAAUCUGUGUGGCUCAAAGAUUGAGCAUUAGAGUGUGGAAUCUGAGGUUCUAUUCCUCUGUGAGACUCAAACUUUUCUUGCUUUGUUGCAUGAUUGCGACAAGAUUAAAUUAAGUCUUUCCCCUUGCCACAAUAGUAUUGAUAAACAUUUAUACAUAUUUUUCAGGAAACGGAUGUUUUCCAGUUUGAAAUGGAUGAAUCUCAGCUCUCAAAUAUCCUCUCAAGUAUUGAUGAAAUUGAAAAGAAACUCACAAGUUAUGCCCAGUGAAAUUUCACAUCUCUCUCUGUCUCUCUCUCAAUCAGAGAGUAGUGAUACUGAUACACAAAUGACUGCCCACAAAACAAAAAGGUCUUCAGUAAUGAUAAAUUGUUAAUUCUCAGAAUGAUUACCUAGUUAGAUAGCUUCAUUAUGUGAAUAUUACAUUGUAGGUGAGAAUUGAAUAAUAAUCAAGCUGAAAUAGUUUUUCAACUAAUUUUCAUCAAAUGUAUAACAAAGUCCACAUCUCAAACAAUAUUGUGAUAAUUAGAAUACAACUUUCUUUUAUAGGGGUGUGGCACAAUGGGGCACAGAAUGACAGCUAAAGAAAAUGAAACAAGCAGCCCUGUAACCCUUUACAUCCUAACAUCAGUAUGCAUAUUCUCCACACUUUUCUUUAUACAUUUCCUAAGCUGCUUACAAGGAGAAUUUGUUUGACAAUCAAAAGCUUCCUUCCCUUGUGACCAUUUCCUUUAUUCUCAUGACCUUAAUGUGCAAUUCAGGAGUGAUAUUGUAGGGAGAAAUUAAAUUCUAGUCACUGUAAGGGUUUAAAGGGAUAAAGAAACAACAGGAUUUUUCUUUUCUAGUUGUAAAUUUUUGCACCAUACUCUCCCUCGCUUUGGCUCUGCUGCUGCUAUUGCACCAUUUAUUAUUUUGCACAGAGUUCACAUGGUCUUAUUUGCUAAACGCCUGGAACAGGUUCCUAAGUCACUCCCCUCUCACCUCAGUAGAAUGAGUAAAAUUUCUCCCAAACAAGUUUGAAUGAUUAUAGAAGUAUCAAUGAAAGUAACAGGUGAACUCUGUGAGAAUUUGAAAGAGACUACUGCAGGUUUUUUAUUUUUAUUUCUUUUCCUAUUAAACCCUGUACCACAAAUAAAUACAUAAACCUACAAAAAAUAAUUUAAAAUCCCAGUAGCAAUUUCAUUUAAAGUAAGGCUUGAUGUAAUGAUGUAAACUAAUAACAUGUCAUCAUUUCAACUUAUGAAUGUAAUCCAUCAGCAUUUCCUCUCAUGAAAGAAGCAACAUGUUCCAAAAUCAUUCACUUUAUAUUGUAGAAAUAGUGAAAGGCAUAACAAGGUUUUCAAAGAGAUGAAGUAUAGAAUAAAUAAAGUAAAUCUUAAAUAUAGUGACUUAAUUAUUAGUUAAGUUUGUAAUAAUAGGACUAAAAAAAAUAAAACUUGAAAUUGCUUAUUGACUAGAAGUCUUAUAGAGAAUAAUUUAUUUUAAUUAGCAAAGUUUACAGUGGAAAUAACUAAAGAUAGAAUAAAGUAACACAAUCCUUAGAUAUCAAUUGGAAAAAAAACCAAAAAAACAGGUGAGAGCCCUUGAUUAAAAGCUGCUGGCCAAAUGAACAGUAUUCACCACUGCAUUCAAUUUGAUGUUUUGCUCUUCUGAAGUUUGUUGUUAAAUAGCAGACUUCAGAGGAAUUGGCAUCUGUAAUUGAACAUCACAUUACGGCAGAAGCUCCCCCUUAUGUGGGUGAUGAAUAUUAUUUCAAGUUGUAAACAAAAAAACACACUUAAAACCGCUUUUUUUUAAAUAAUUCAUAAUGAAAGGCAAUACUGAUGGUAAAUAACUGACUGUUACCAAUUGAAAGUUCUUUCUCUGAAAUCUUACCACAUGGUGGCAAAUAUUUAAUAAGAACACAAAUUAAUGUGACUUCACAGGUUAUUACUACAAGAUAUUCAACUUAAGUUUAAGUUCCUAUGAC